Mya arenaria is the source of this 4936-nucleotide messenger RNA. RefSeq lists its product as uncharacterized. Lineage: Eukaryota; Metazoa; Mollusca; Bivalvia; Myida; Myidae. The transcript has 31 exons. Gene Ontology annotation, molecular function: metalloendopeptidase activity; zinc ion binding. Gene Ontology annotation, biological process: proteolysis. Bases 19 to 3852 code for a protein of 1277 amino acids. The record is from RefSeq and is a predicted model, not a curated record.
CUUCGACUCUAGAAGAUAAUGGUGCUUUUAGAAGGAUUAAGGGUUCUACUUUGUGUAAGCGUUUGUCUUGUAUUGACCACACUAACCUAUGGAAAGAAGAAGGGUAGUGAUAAUGACGCCAUUGUGACGCCAGAGAUUAUUCACACAGAACACGGCGAACCAACUCACAACGGUCAGGUGAAAGGCUUUGCUAAGCAUGCGCAGACAUACAUCAAGGAUGAACGAAGAAUAAAGUACAACGAGAAGUCACCAGAUAUUAAAAAGAAAGAGCCAAAGGAAAGAAAAUCGAAAUUUAAGAAAGCGCCCAAGCUCCCUAAAGGCCAUCGCAGUAAGCGAACAGCAAUAAAUGAAUACAUGGAUAUAUGGAACAAAUGCAUCAUACCGUAUACAAUCGAGUCAAGCGUGACAGACGUACAAGGAAUUGAAAAUAUCCUUGCAAUGAUCCAUUCAAUUAGUGGCUUCCGGUUUGUUGACUACACGGGCGAUAACAGUGCUUAUGACCUUCCACACGGCAGCUAUAUGACCUUCCGUUAUUCGGACGGUUACUCAGCAGGCUAUGGUAGAAAUCCGUCACAUGAUCAACAUUAUGUAUCACUCGGUGGGAGCGACUUUUUGGCAGGCCUGCACGAGAUCUUCCACGCGCUAGGUCUCCAGCACGAACACCAAUACGUGUCCCACCUCGGUUGGGAAUGGAACUACUUGGAUCAUGCUGUUGAUAGUAAUAAACAUGGUUUUACCCUGCGUUUCGGAAGUCAAGCACUGGACACGAGCGAAGCGGACCCCUCAGUCUUUGAUCCGUUUUCUCUCAUGCAUUAUUAUCCUAGUAUAUUCAACAAGGAUUAUCGACAGACAAUCCAAAUGAACGACGAGUUUUCUGAAUAUUUGAUGAGACAGUCGGGCGUUGUCUACCCUCUCCAUGACCUGCAAGUCCGUCAUGGAUGUUUCGCGGAAUUCGCCAGCUGCUCCAGCCUCCCCACGUGUCACAAUGGCGGUGUGGUAUCAGUUAUUGAAGGCGCAUGCGCAUGUCUGUGUCCAGAAGGCCUUGACCCCGCCGAUAAUUGUAACAGCGAGUUCACAGUCACUAGCACAAGCAUGCCGUCGGGGCCAUACAGUCUACCCAAGUCCAGUGAAACGGACUGCCCUACGUCAGCGCCAUCUACUGGUCAGACCGUUCAGACGCAAUACACGGCUGUAGGGCGUUUAAAUUGGAGGGAUUCGCCUGGUUACGAAUGGAACGACCUAAAGAUAGACACAUGUACAAAUACUCAGACUUCCGGUUCCGGCAAUUGGCCUCCAGGGAGCUACUGUAUCAGGCGAUAUGGCGGUGUUUGUCCAAAUGGUUUUGUGGAAGGUAAUGUUACUCUUACCGGUAAAAGCACUGAAGCUAGUACGGGAACUGUGCCGGAUGGCCGCCAUGGUUUAAUCACCGAUUACAUAUUCUGUUGCCGACGAGAUGGCGUUGAACAUCGCGAGAUAACGGGGUUCUCAUCUCAGGAAGCGUUUAUUCUCUACCCGAUCGGUUGGUCGUGCCAAGCUAUAGCAAACAUGCACGCGGAACUGUAUGCGUGGGUCUGGCAGAAUGACCCGUCGGUCGCCAUCCCAAAGAGCGGAUUUACACCAAAAAUUUACCAUUACUCCGCAAGCUCUCUCAGCAUGUACUAUUGUGUCUAUUUGCCAUUGAAUAAAGACAGUGCCGUGUGCGGGGAACAGCGCGCCCUUGCGGCGUCUGACGUUGUCACGUUCACUAGCCCCAACUUCCCUGCUGAUUUUCCCACCGCCACCAUCUGCUACUGGCGUUUCACGAGCCCUUCAGGCACCACCAUUCAGCUUGACUUCACAGAGUUUGACAUUAUUCCCCAAUCUGAGAGCGAGUGUUCCAGCUAUGUGGAGGUGAACAACUGGUAUGAACAGUACCCUGGCUACCGAAUGUGUGGCUCAAAAAUGGAAAAGACUUGGACCUCUCAGAAGAACUUUAUGAUGGUUAAAUUCGUCGGAGCAUACGAUGCUACUUCAAAGGGUUUUAAUGCUACUGUGCGAGUUAUUGAAGAUUCUGAUAUGUGCUUCACGCCCAGCGGUCCAAAGCAGCAAUACGCGGGAACCGUUAAUUACGGGACAACCAUGGACCCUUGUCUUCCGUGGGACGAAGUGGUCAACUGUCCCUUUAACGUGUUUGACGAAAGGACUGCCACCGAGGAUCUCACCGGACAUAACAACUGUCGUCAAGUUGGUCCUGCACGAACACAUUGGUGUUACAAGGAUAAAGAAGUGUGCCGGAAGCAAGUAUGUGACGUCUGUCAGCUGGGCAACUGCUGGGACUUGUUUGACGACUGCGCCACCCUUAUCGCCGCCGACAGUUCGUACUGUUCUACCAACCUGAAUGGAGAAGCGGCAAGAGGGUGCCGGCUGUCAUGUGGUUUAUGUCAAUCCACCAGACUCUCGGCAUCAACGGUGACCUGUACCACCCCUUCAGACGUUCAAGGGAUUGCACCGUCUGUGAUCAAGUCAACGUACAACGUCGGGGAAAAAGUGACGUAUACAUGUUACCUGAACGGCAUUGUGCAGACGCGAACGUGUACGUCUGAGGGAACGUGGACUUCGUUGACUGAAGUGUGUGACGCAUGUCCGGCAGGAUGGACAGUUUACAACCGGCAGUGCUACAUGUAUAUCCCAGGGCUCAUGAACAUCACGCAUGCGCGGAACCAGUGUUCGAAUUUACUUCCUGGGGCAAAUGUCAACCUUGUCCGAAUAGACUCAUCAGCCGAUGAAACGUUCUUUAACAGAUUGAUCAACUAUCAGGAGGGAGAUGAAGCAGAGUUUUUCCUUGGAAUGAGCAAUCCUAGCGGGGACAAUAAUUGGGUUUGGGAUGAUGGUCUGGCUGCUUCCUACACCAACUGGUGCUCCGGAUUUCCAUGGUCCGGUCAUGACUGCGCCUAUUACUAUUGGGAUGGAACGUGGGUGACGGAAUACUGCGACUCUGCGGAGAGAGCCGUCAUCUGUCAGCUCAAUAUUCCUGACGUAGACUCGGCCUGUUCAUGUGUUGACACGAGGGACGAUUGUAUACAGACCAUUGAGAAACACCCUGACAUGUGUACCACACAGAAGGGAAGCUACGCCUGGCAGAACUGUCGACUUGCAUGUGGAGUUGAAGUAUGUAAAGAUACGGCAAACGUAUGCACGGACGAUGCCAGCCUCGGGUCAACCGGUAGUAGAGUAGUUGGCGGGGCAACAAUUGCUCAUGGGGAGUACCUUGGGUAUCAGUGUAGCUCUGGCUAUACGUUGACGUCUGGCAGCCUCAAGAGGGCGUGUCUGAGAGACGGGACGCUGACAGGCACAGCUCCUACGUGUUUAGCAAUCAACACUCUGAGCAGCUACGCAGUAAACACGGACAUUGUAAUGAGAGACAGGGAAUCUGGAGGCUAUAAUAAUCGUAUUGUGAUUGCCGACAACGACUACAUGAAGACUCCCACUGCAGGGAAAAUUACGUCUGUCACCUUUUAUAGCACUAGCCCUGGCCAGGUAGCGUUCGUGAUACUGAGAAACAGUGGAUCCACAUUCGAAGUAGUCGGCAAGAUAGAAACCCAGGCGGAAGAAGAGAGGAUCACCCGGUACAAUGUUCCUGUGGCUGACCAGGUGACCGUUCAACAGAACGAUUAUAUUGGCAUCUACCGCUCUGACAACCAGAUCCUAUCCUCUCAUUGCAGCGAUCAGCCGGAGCAUUCUAACUGGAAAGCAUCGGAUGGUUAUUUCAAUGACGUCAAUGCCGAUGUGACGGUUGGUGCCAGCCUAUCCUUUAGCAAUGCCUACGACAGCUGUCAGAUUUAUUCUCUCCGCUACGAGAUGGACCCGGCCUAAGCCUACAAAAAGAUAGAACUGCCCCCAUUUCUCGAAACAAUUUAAGCCCAACUUGACAGGAUCAAGGAAACCUCACUAUUUGUGUUUUCUAUUAUUUCUGUAAUGUUAACAUUCUUAAGAGUUUGAGUACUUUAGAAGGAAAUAAUGAUUUUUUUAAUCACGAAAACCUUUUUGGUUUAGAUGAAUUAAAAUAAAAUAAAAAGUUCUACUUAAUGAAAUAUGCUUCUUAUGUUUGUAAGCUUAAACACUUUCGAGAAAUUGGGAUCGAAACGUGUCGUUGCAAACAUAGUAUUGCAGAUAUACAAAACAAAGACUUGAGACAUAAGCUGUAAAAUGUAUCAAAUUUUGAUAAGUUGUCUAUUAGUUGUUUUUAGUCUAGUUUGCAUAUGUCAAUAUUAGGACUGAUAAGUAAUCAUAAGUGGAUGGAUAUUGAUCUAUCAAUAAACAUUUUGGCUGACUUUUAUCAAACCAAAAAUUUAACAAGUUUUUUUUACAAUUUGCUGCAGUAGAUUCAACUACUGAGCUGGUCCCUGUGGUUUAAACACUUGCAAAAAAUAAUACAUAUAAGGUAUAUUUUCAGCGUGAUUUACAAAUCUUUAAAAAGUCUUAAUGCAUACAAGGAAUACUGCUAAAACAUCAUCGAAUAUCACUCUAAUACCACCUUUGUAUGCAUUUUUAAGCCAGCAAACAGAAAUAGGUCUUGCAAUAAAUGUGACGUAAUAUGGAAAUAUGACGUCAUAGUUUCCUGUGACAAAAAAACCCAACAUAUUUGAUGUGAUGCCCCAAACUGUUUACGACCAAUUUCGGCUUGCUGUGGUUGUGCUGCUAAUACUUGCAAAUGAAUGACGGACAUAGCAUGGUUCUAAUAAAAAAGACAAUAUUACAAAACAACAUUUUUCCAACCUUAUGCCUGCUAUAUUUGCAAUGAUGCAACUACGAUGAUUAAUGAAGCAGUUUUCUCCCAACAUGGACUAUGAGACACAACAACGCCCUUACAAAGGGACGUUGAUUUAUAUGUUGUUUUAUAAAUACGAUUUAUUUCCAGACACGAAUGUACAUGAACAGAAUAAACUAUGUUGCAUUG